AUGGCACUUGCAGUGUUCAAGACCACUGGCAUAUGCGCUGGGUUCCGUUGGACUCACAGCUCAAAAUAUUGGGAUCUUGAUUUCAAUAUUCCCUCCUCGACUAGUCGGCAAGUGAAGGCCAAGGUCACACUUGGGAAUGUGAGGACUGUCCGUGACGUUAAGCUACGUCUUCAGGAUGAGCCGAACGAUAAAUGCAGCGCCCGUACUGAGGAGAAGCAAAGCGAUGAUGAACGUGAUUAA
Molecule: messenger RNA, 240 nt
Organism: Dicrocoelium dendriticum
Lineage: Eukaryota; Metazoa; Platyhelminthes; Trematoda; Plagiorchiida; Dicrocoeliidae
Source: the annotation of a GenBank genome assembly